Messenger RNA from Trematosphaeria pertusa, 1150 nucleotides. RefSeq lists its product as uncharacterized. Gene Ontology annotation, biological process: peptidyl-glutamate ADP-deribosylation. The coding region runs from base 260 to 997 and encodes 245 amino acids. The record is from RefSeq and is a predicted model, not a curated record. The transcript has a single exon. NCBI's taxonomy places the organism in Eukaryota, Fungi, Ascomycota, Dothideomycetes, Pleosporales, Trematosphaeriaceae.
GUAUACAGACCUCUCAGCACUGCUCUGAACCUUGGAACUCCAUCCGUACCGGACACAGUGCCCAAUGGCUGCGUACUGUGAAUGUGCCUGUCACCAGCAUCUGUGGCUUCAGACCCUGCUUGGCUUCUGCCUGCUUCACCUUCAAGGCUGAACGCUGUGACUGACCUUUACCACUAACCUUCAACACAAACAAACUUAUUACUUCGCAAACAAAACCCCAACAUACUCAUCAGACGCGUGGUGAUAGAGACCAACCGCAAUGGCCGGCGAGGACAUUCGGACGUACUUCUCAAAACAGCAGGCAGCUCGCCCAGCACCCUCCAUCAUGUCCUCGACCAGCAAAAAGGACGCCAAACGGCCAGCGAGCUCUCCUCCAGAGGACUCAAAGGAGCCCCCAGCAGCUCGCCCAAAGACCACGCAAAACGAGCCUCCUCCAGAGGCCUCCGCACCAGGGGAUGCGCAACCAACGACUCUCAAGCUCACCUACCACGAAGGCGACAUCUUCGGCGCUCCCGACAACACCGUGCUCAUCCACGCAUGCAACACCCAAGGCUCUUGGGGCGCCGGAAUUGCAGCCGCCUUCCGCACCAAGUAUCCACAAGCCUAUAAAGCGUACCGCAACCACUGCCUCGCCCAGCACGACCCCAAGACGGACCCAGUGCGGACCGGUACAUGCCUCCUCAUUCCGCCGUGCGAAACAAAUCCCAAGACGGCAAAGCACUGGAUCGGCUGUCUGUUUACGAGCGCAAAAUACGGCAAGGCGAAGGACAAGCCGGCUGUUAUACUGCGGAAUACGGCGCCUGCGAUGAGGGAUUUGAUGAGGCAGGUUAGCGAGGCUCGUGAGCAGGAUGAAGACCAGCCCGUGGAGAGCUUCCGGAUGUGCAAGAUCAAUUCGGCGAGGUUUGGGGUGCCGUGGGAGAGGACGGAAGAGGUGCUUCAGGGCAUAGCCGUGGAGGAGGGAUGGCCGGAGAGCAUACAGGUCUGGAGCAUCGAGUGAUGGGAAACGAGGCAAAGUUUCUUGCUCUUUGAUUUUGUGGAUUAUUUUGGUGGGCUCAUCCUCGCUGGAGAGGAGAGCUCGUACGGUAUACCCAAUCCAUGGCUGAGAUCCGCGCAGAAAUGUCAGAAAGAAACUUCAGCUCGGGUCCAUGAC